AUGGCUAAAACACAAACUCCAUUUCCCGUUCUCAUGAUUUCCCUCUGUUUUCUGUUGCUACUAAACAACGUGAAAUCAGAUUCAUUUUCGUUCAGCUUCUCCAAUUUCGGAACGGGACCAAAUUUCGACAUUGGUUUCCUCGGGGAUGCUCGUCCAUCAGAUGGUGUAAUACAAUUGACAAGAAGAGACAGGAGAGCAUACGGCACUCCCAUCAUUCGCAAACACAGUGUUGGUCGUGCUGUUUAUGUUCCACCCGUGCGUCUCUGGGACAAAACCAGCGGGAAACUUGCAGACUUCGAAACAGUGUUCUCCUUUGUGGUUGAUUCCGCUGGUUCACAAAUCCACGCUGAUGGCUUAUCAUUCUUCAUCAUACCCUUUGAUGCAGACCCCAGCAUUCCCAAGAAUUCAUCUGGUGGAUACCUCGGACUCUUCAGUCCCGAAACUGCUUUCAAAGGCAACAAAAAUCAAAUUGUGGCUGUUGAGUUUGACAGCUUCGGAAAUGAUUGGGAUCCCAAGCCCGUGCCCGUUGCUCCUCACAUUGGUCUUGACAUCAACACUCUUGAGUCGGUGAAAACGGUAGAUUGGCCUGUUAAUUCAGUUCCUGAAGGUUCAGUUGGAAAAGCUAGGAUUAGCUACAAUUCGCAGGGUAAAGAAUUGAGUGUGGUCGUUGCCUAUGGUACUCAACCCGCCACUGUUGUUGGCUUCAUACAAACAAUCGAUUUGAGGGAUGUUCUGCCGGAAUGGGUUAGAAUUGGGUUCUCUGGUGCCACUGGUGAUAGCGUUGAGACCCAUGACAUUCUGUCGUGGAGUUUCGGUUCAAUAAUCUAA
Messenger RNA from Sphenostylis stenocarpa, 828 nucleotides. Lineage: Eukaryota; Viridiplantae; Streptophyta; Magnoliopsida; Fabales; Fabaceae. The record is from the annotation of a GenBank genome assembly.